Messenger RNA from Xenopus laevis (African clawed frog), 1820 nucleotides. RefSeq lists its product as uncharacterized. The record is from RefSeq and is marked predicted. Lineage: Eukaryota; Metazoa; Chordata; Amphibia; Anura; Pipidae.
CGCUGUUGCUUGGCAGCGGGAACCCGUCUGGCCGGGGGCUCAGCUCACUGGUGAGAAAGAAAGAGGCCGCUAGCAGCGAUUGUGAUAGUCAGUGAGGGAGGGAAGGGGACAGUGAGUUUCCCCACAGCGGUACCUCCAGCGCUUAGAAUGGGGGGCCCCGACCGGACCGGUUGCAGGCACCUGCUGCUGCUCAUUCUGGUCUCUGUCUCGAGGGUAUGUGCUGAUAAAACUCCCCCUGAACUGCCCCCUCAGGACUCUUGGGGAGAUCUGUGGCUGGUGCGUUUUUUCCUUAAUAUUGCUGGUUAUGGGACCAUUCUCCUGCCAGGAUACUUGCUAAUUCACUACUUCAAGCGAAAGAACUACCUAGAAACUGGUAGAGGCCUCUGUUACCCUGUGGUGAAGUCUUGUGUUUUUGGCCAUGAGUCUAAGUCUUCGGCCCCUGAAGAAACAGCUGCAGCCCCCAGGGUUGAGGGUGACCCUUCCACUACUCAACAGGCCCUUAAGCUUCUCUUCUGUGCAGCUGGACUCCAGGUCUCGUAUCUCACAUGGGGAGUUCUACAGGAACGUGUAAUGACCCGCACAUAUGGCUCGGAGGAAGGAGGCCCCGGGGAACGUUUCCGUGAUUCACAGUUUCUCGUCUUCAUGAACCGCAUCCUGGCUCUGACGGUGGCAGGCCUAUACUGCAGUGUGACCAAGCAGCCGCGCCACGGUGCCCCCAUGUACAAAUACUCAUUCGCCUCCCUCUCUAACAUCCUCAGCAGCUGGUGCCAGUAUGAAGCCCUCAAGUUCAUCAGCUUCCCCACCCAGGUACUUGCCAAAGCCUCCAAGGUCAUCCCAGUCAUGCUUAUGGGCAAACUGGUGUCGCACAAGAGCUACGAAUACUGGGAGUACCUGACUGCUGUGCUUAUCUCUGUUGGGGUCAGCAUGUUUUUGUUGUCAAACGGAGGGGGUGACCGCCCAUGGGGUGUCACCACCUUCUCCGGGGUGGUCAUUCUGGCUGGGUAUAUAGUGUUUGACAGCUUCACGUCCAACUGGCAGGACUCGCUCUUCAAGUACAAGAUGUCCUCGGUGCAGAUGAUGUUCGGGGUGAACUUGUUCUCCUGCCUCUUUACAGUGGGCUCUCUCCUGGAGCAGGGGGCCUUGCUGGAGGAUAUUCACUUCAUGAAUAGGCACCCCGAUUUUGCCUUCCAUGCUGCUCUCCUCUCCGUUUGCUCGGCUUUUGGGCAGCUCUUCAUCUUCUACACCAUCAACAAGUUUGGAGCUGCUAUCUUCACCAUCAUCAUGACUUUACGCCAGGCGCUGGCCAUCUUGCUGUCCUGUUUGCUCUAUGGGCAUCCCGUCACGGCAGUGGGAGGAGUCGGGGUGGCUAUUGUCUUUCUUGCCCUUUUUCUCCGGGUCUAUGCCAGGGGGAGGAUGAGGAAGAAGGUCAGAAAGACUGCUGAUACCCCAGUGGUGCAGAAGGUUUGACGUCCACAUUACUACAUGCACCUCCCGCCGUGUGAGAUUCGCCUCGUCUGAUGGAACCACAGAACACUCACCCCUUUAAUGAAACUCCUGCCAUUGUGUAUAUCAUUUUAAUACAUUUCUAUAUGGAUUUAAUGGCAUUUUAGCUUUUUAGCCUCAAGGGGCCUGACCCCCGGGCUGAAACCUGAGAGACCAAGCAACUCCCUGCAGCCUUAAAUGGAUGCUCAAUAUUAUAAACUGGUAGAAGGAUAGUUUGUGGAGCUGUAGGUAUCCCGUGUUCAAAUGAAACUUGUCCCCCUCUAUUUUUUCUAAUUCCGAAACAGAAUGAUCUGCUGUAUUAAAGGGUAAAUUUCCUU